CGUCCUCUAUGGCAGCUCAUCGGCGGUCUCGUCGGGCUGAUUGCUCUGAUCGCCAUCGGCGUCGGGGUAGGUGUUAGCGUCGCCAAGAGCCACAGCUCCAGCAGCAGCAGCAAGAAGAGCUCCGGCUCGUCGACCUCGGUGGUUAACCAGACCGACCCCAACGACCCCAGCACCUUCCAGCUCGACUCGAGGCUCAAGAAGUCGUUCUACGGCAUCGCGUACACGCCAGAGGGCUCGCAGCUGCCCGACUGCGGCAACUCGCUCGAGGACGUCAUUACGGAUAUCCAGCUUCUCUCGCAGCUCACUGAUCAAAUCCGCCUGUAUGGCGCCGACUGCAACCAGACGGCGUUGGUGCUCGAGGCGAUCAAGCAGACCAAGGUCAACAUGACCGUCUGGCUCGGGAACUACCCCGUCCCCACUGACCCCGCGCCGUACGAGAGGCAGCGCGACGCCAUCAUCGACGCGCUGAAGACGUACGGCACCGACCACGUCUCGGGCAUCACCGUCGGCAACGAGUUCAUCCUCAACUACCUCAACGCGAACGGCGCGACGGACCCGAACAGCGCGGUGGGCAACGCGGGCGCGCAGCUGCUCAUCGCGAACAUCAGCGACACGCGGAGCGCGGUGCAGGCGCUCGGGCUCAGCAAGACGCUCCCGAUCGGCACGGCGGACGCGGGGAGCUUCUUCAACAGCGAGGUGCUCGCCGCGGUCGACUACGGCAUGUCGAACAUCCACGCGUGGUUCGCGAACGUGUCGAUCGACCAGGCCGCGGGGUGGGUGGACGAGUUUUUCCAGGAGAACAACGUCGCGCUCGCGCAGACGCUCGCGAAUAACCCGAAGAUGUAUAUUGCGGAGACGGGGUGGCCGACGGCGUCGAAGGACGUGGGGAACGAGAGCAACGGGCCGUCGGUCGCGUCCGAGCCGAACUUGCAGCAGACGUUCCUCGAUACGUUCGUGUGCCAAGCGAACAACAACGGCACUGGGUACUUCUUUUUCGAGUACUUUGACGAGACGUGGAAGGACCAGGAGUUUGGCGGCGUCGAGGGCCACUGGGGCCUGUUCUACUCGAACCGCACCCUCAAGGACAUCACGAUCCCAUCCUGUUGA
Molecule: messenger RNA, 1107 nt
Organism: Dichomitus squalens LYAD-421 SS1
Lineage: Eukaryota; Fungi; Basidiomycota; Agaricomycetes; Polyporales; Polyporaceae
Product: glycoside hydrolase
Exons: 8
Biological process (GO): carbohydrate metabolic process
Molecular function (GO): hydrolase activity, hydrolyzing O-glycosyl compounds
Source: RefSeq, a predicted model, not a curated record